AUGGUGGACGUCUUGGGCGACCGGCGCCUGCUGACCCGCGACGGCGCGUGGGUGGAGGCCGAGGCUGCGCUGCAGAACAAGGUGGUGGCUCUGUACUUCGCCGCGGGCCGGUGCCCGUCCAGCCGCGACUUCGCGCCGCUGCUCCACCGCUUCUACGCCAAGCUGGUGGCGGAGGCGCGGCCCCCCGCGCCCUUGGAGGUGGUGUUCGUGUCCGCGGACCGCAGCGAGCGGGAGAUGCUGGACUUCAUGCGCGAGCAGCACGGCGCCUGGCUGGCGCUGCCCUUCUGCGACCCCCUCCGGCAUGAGCUGAAGACCAGGUACCACAUCUCAGUCACCCCCAGGCUGGUGGUUGUGAAACCGAGCGGGGAGGUCAUCACCGACAAAGGGCGGAAGCAGGUCCGCGAGCAGGGGCCGGCCUGCUUCCAGAACUGGGUAGCGGCUGCCAACAUCUUUCAGAAUUUCUCCGGAUGACGUGGGGGUCUCCAGGCCUGGGCAGGUGUGCAAGCACGGGAGAAGGGGAGCUGGCUGGUUUCCAGUCUCUGCCUACUGUGGAGGAACUCGUGUCAGACCAGGGGUGCAAACCCCGCCCAGAAAGAGUGUCCUCUGGCAGCCUGUGAGGAGUUAAUGUGAUGAUUAGCGUAGCUUUCUCAGCGGGAGCUGGAGCUUGAACAGGCUCAUGUGGAGCUCCUGGAAACAUGUAUUUAUA
Molecule: messenger RNA, 706 nt
Organism: Lutra lutra (Eurasian river otter)
Lineage: Eukaryota; Metazoa; Chordata; Mammalia; Carnivora; Mustelidae
Gene: NXNL2
Product: nucleoredoxin like 2
Exons: 2
Coding region: 1-471 (156 amino acids)
Biological process (GO): sensory perception; photoreceptor cell maintenance
Source: RefSeq, a predicted model, not a curated record